GAAAAGUCAUCAACAAAGACUUGCGCCACUACCUGAGCCUUCAGUUCCAGAAGGGCUCCAUAGACCACAAACUGCAGCAAGUGAUCAGAGACAAUCUCUACUUGAGAACCAUCCCUUGCACUACAAGGGCUCCCAGAGAUGGGGAAGUCCCUGGGGUAGACUAUAAUUUCAUUCCUGUUGAGCAGUUUAAAGCACUGGAAGAAAGUGGAGCCUUGCUAGAAAGUGGAACAUAUGAUGGUAAUUUUUACGGCACUCCGAAGCCUCCGGCAGAGCCCAGUCCCUUCCAGCCUGAUCCAGUGGAUCAAGUCCUUUUUGACAAUGAUUUUGAUACUGAAUCGCAGAGGAAAAGAACCACAUCCGUCAGCAAAAUGCAAAGGAUGGAAAGUUCUCUCCCUGAAGAGGAGGAAGAGGAGGAGAAGGAAGCAGUUAAUGGCAGCGGAGGGAUAGAAAACAAAGAAAAACAUUCAGAUUCUCCUGACUGGAUGAAACCUGUUCCCAGCUACAACCAGACCAGCAGCAACAUGGACUUCAGGAACUAUUUGUCAAGGGAUGAGACUCUGGAACCUUUGCCCAAGAACUGGGAGAUGGCCUACACAGACACUGGCAUGAUCUACUUCAUUGACCACAACACCAAGACGACCACGUGGCUUGAUCCACGGCUCUGUAAGAAGGCCAAAGCUCCUGAAGAUUGUGAAGAUGGAGAGCUUCCAUAUGGAUGGGAGAAAAUAGAAGACCCUCAAUAUGGAACAUAUUAUGUCGAUCACAUUAACCAGAAAACUCAGUUUGAAAACCCAGUAUUGGAAGCCAAAAGGAAAAAGCAGCUCGGACAGACUGAUGCUGGCACUUCCAAACCAGGACCAGGGAAGUCUGUCUUCACUCGUGACCCAUCCCAGCUCACUGGAGCACUUAUAAGGACAUCCCUGAAAAAAAGCACCAUGGGAUUUGGCUUUACAAUCAUCGGAGGGGACAGGCCUGAUGAGUUUCUCCAGGUGAAGAAUGUGUUAAAAGAUGGACCUGCUGCACAAGAUGGGAGAAUUGCUCCAGGUGAUGUCAUCGUGGACAUAAAUGGAAGUUGUGUCCUUGGCCAUACCCAUGCAGAUGUUGUGCAGAUGUUUCAGCUCGUCCCUGUCAAUCAGUAUGUGAACAUGACUUUGUGUCGUGGUUAUCCUCUGCCCGACGACACCGAGGACAACGUGGUGGAUAUUGUGACAGCUACACCCAUCAUCAAUGGCCCACCAGUGGCCAAGGGAGAUGUUUCUGUGCCCAGCCAAGAGCUGAUAGCAGGAACAGUUGUGUUGGACCAGAAUGGGAAAAUGGGGCCCAUGUUGGUCAACGGUCGCCUGAACGGCCCUUCCCUGGACACCGCGGAGCAGAGGAUCUCCCUUGCCUCCUCAGGGGGCUCUCAGCCAGAGCUGGUCACCAUCCCUCUGGUCAAAGGGCCCAAAGGCUUCGGCUUUGCCAUCGCAGACAGUCCCACGGGGCAGAAGGUGAAGAUGAUUUUGGACAGCCAGUGGUGCCAAGGCCUGCAGAAAGGAGAUGUCAUCAAGGAGAUUUGCCAUCAGAACGUGCAGAGCUUGACUCAUCUGCAGGUGGUGGAGGUGCUCAAGCAGUUCCCAGUAGGAGCAGAGGUGCCACUGCUUAUCUUAAGAGGAGGUCCACCCUCACCUACUAAAUCUGCCAAAGGGAAGGACAAGCAGGACAGUUCAGGGAGUUUGGAAGCUGUGAGUGAUCCCAUCCCACAGCCCAUGCCCUUCCCACCCUCUGCUGUGCGAUCAGGCUCUCCCAAACUGGACCCUUCAGAAGUCUACCUGAAAUCCAAGACUCUGUAUGAAGAUAAACCUCCAAACACAAGAGAUUUGGAUGUUUUCCUGCGAAAACAAGAGUCAGGCUUUGGCUUCCGUGUGCUUGGAGGGGAUGGACCAGAUCAGCCUAUUUAUAUCGGAGCCAUCAUCCCGCUGGGGGCAGCAGAGAAGGACGGGAGGCUGCGCGCAGCGGAUGAGCUGAUGUGCAUCGAUGGGGUCCCUGUCAAAGGGAAAUCACACAAGCAGGUCCUGGAUCUGAUGACCAGUGCUGCACGGAAUGGCCAAGUGCUGCUCACCGUCCGGAGGAAGAUCUUCUUCGGGGGGGAAAAGCAAGCUGAGGAGGAGGAGGCACAGCCUGGCCUGGCCCAGAAUGGCUCUCCUCGGCCGAAUCGCGUGGAGUUCACAAACCAGCCCUGCCCAGAGGUGUACGAUGUGCGUCUGCAGCGCAAGGAGAACGAAGGCUUUGGCUUUGUCAUCCUUACCUCCAAGAACAAACCUCCUCCUGGGGUGAUUCCCCACAAGAUCGGGCGGGUGAUCGAGGGCAGCCCAGCUGACCAGUGUGGGAAGCUGAAGGUGGGCGAUCGCAUCUCGGCGGUGAACGGCCAGUCCAUCGUGGAGCUCUCCCACGACAGCAUCGUGCAGCUCAUCAAGGAUGCAGGCAACGUGGUCACCCUCACUGUGGUGGCUGAGGAAGAGCACCGUGGUCCUCCAUCAGGGACAAACUCAGCCAGGCAGAGCCCAGCACCGCAGCACCGAGCACUGGGGCCAGCACAGCUCAGCACCGACAGGGGAGCUACAGAAGGUGAAGCUGGGAAGGAGGUUUCUGGUGCUUACCGACUGUCCUGGCCCGAGCACAAGCACGUGGUGCAGUCGGAUGCUGGAGCUGCUGCAGUCGUUGGCAGUCGUCACUCCCAGAGUCCUGGCUGUUUCCCAGUGGAGCUGGAGAGGGGCCCUCGAGGGUUUGGAUUCAGCCUGAGAGGGGGAAAGGAGUACAACAUGGGCCUGUUCAUCCUGCGCCUGGCCGAGGAUGGCCCCGCGGUCAAGGACGGGCGAGUGCACGUUGGUGACCAAAUUGUGGAAAUCAAUGGAGAACCCACCCAAGGGAUCACUCACACACGAGCCAUCGAGCUGAUUCAGGCUGGAGGGAACAAAGUUUUGCUGCUGCUGAGACCAGGGACUGGAUUGAUACCAGAUCACAGUUUGGCUCCUUCCAGUCUGUGUCCCUACGUGAAACCUGAGCAACAUUAAGGGCUUUCAGUGCUUUUCUUGGUUUUUCCUUAAAGACUUGGUGAUUGGGAUAGCUACAAUCCAUCUUCGUCAAAUGUAAUAUAUGAAGAGCAGUCACCAUUACCUCCAUCUUCCCAUUCUGCUUCCCCAUCUGAAGUGUGUUAUUUCCCAGUACCAGGAGAAACUUUAAGCAGAGUUCAGCUGUCUGAGGAACUGGAACAAGCAGAGAACACUGUGCCUGACAAGAUAAGCACUUUAACUGAGAACCAGUGUGAGAGGAAGCCUCAGUCUUCUCCCCAGAGAGCAAAGAACAGAUGGGAAUGUCCCUCCAGUCCUGGGUUUGGAAUCACUAAA
Molecule: messenger RNA, 3383 nt
Organism: Acanthisitta chloris (rifleman)
Lineage: Eukaryota; Metazoa; Chordata; Aves; Passeriformes; Acanthisittidae
Gene: MAGI3
Product: membrane associated guanylate kinase, WW and PDZ domain containing 3
Exons: 21
Biological process (GO): signal transduction
Cellular component (GO): cytoplasm
Molecular function (GO): protein binding
Source: RefSeq, a predicted model, not a curated record